AUGCUGUCCCUCGACGACCAGGACGCCAAGCCGCCGCUGGAUGGGAACAACGCCAACAAUGACCAGUCUCGGGAGCUGUCGUCCAUCUUUCCGCUACCGCCGAUGCGUUACAUCAAACUGUACACUGAUCAGAACCUGAAGAACAAGUGCACCCCACCUCCGCCGAAGCCCUUUCCCAACAAUGGCAACUUUCUCAUGUUCGGCCAGACGAUUGCCAACGACACCAUCAUUCGGUCUCUCGAGUCGCAGGGCCUCAGGCGGCUGUACCCGCGCGAGUACGACCACAAGAAGGAGCUCAAAAAGAUUAACGCGUCCAUUCUGGUGAACUUUCUCGAUCUGAUUGACGUCCUCAUUCGGUGUCCUGAUACGCCGAAGCGGGAGGAAAAGUGCAACGAUAUACAGUUGUGCUUCAUUACCAUGCACCACCUGAUCAAUGAGCUCAGGCCACACCAGGCACGUGAGUCAAUACGUGUGGCACUGCAGUUCCAGAAGAAGCAGCGAAUGGAGACGACCAACCGGCUAAAUAAGCACAUUGAGCGAGUGCAGGAGAUGGUGAAGAGCGCCUGUGACUCCAUAUCAGACCGCAACAUCGACACCAUCAUCCAGGAGACGCUGCCGGAGAACUUUCAACGGCCUCGAAAGAAGAAGAGCACUACCACUACCACCUCCUCCUCCGCCACCGGCACAUUAUUCUCAUCAAACGGCGGCUCUACUUUCCACUCCAGCGACAGCAGCUCAGAGGAUUUUAAUGAGCCGGCAAACCUCACUGAGCGUGUCACCAGAAAUCUCCAACAGGACGCCAUCAUGUGCGACCUGGUGGAUGAGAUUUUUUGA
Messenger RNA from Rhagoletis zephyria (snowberry fruit fly), 834 nucleotides. NCBI's taxonomy places the organism in Eukaryota, Metazoa, Arthropoda, Insecta, Diptera, Tephritidae. The record is from RefSeq and is a predicted model, not a curated record.